AUGUCGGCAACGAAGUCGGAACUGGAAUCUCCGGGGGGAAAUCGAAAGCUUCGCCCAGAGAUCCAGAGAUACGUUCCAGGAAAAACGAAGAUCUCGAAACAAGAGCAAAACCAAAACGACGAAAAUUCGCAAAAGCGCCUUUUAGAGCUUAUAAAUCAGAAGCAAAAGUUUCGAAAUGAAAAACUGUCGCAGCAGAACAACGGCGAGAGAGCGAGAAGCCGAAAGAAUUCGGAAAACGUUCCUGCCAAGAACGCGAAUUCCGUAGCCACAAACAGCCACGCAAAAGCCAUGGCCGAAACAAACAAUAAUGAGCAGCAGAAAAGCAUCGAGCGCAAAGAACCCAAUCCGAAGAAGCCAAAUCAGAACAAACGCAAAAAUACGAAGAAAAAAGACAGUCGUCCCCAAAACACUCAACAGCAGGACAACUCAGACGCUCGUUCGGACAUCUCGCGCGCUUCGACCAACAUUUCCUCCCGCGGAGGCCGGAACAACCAAAAUCGACAGAAUCAAAAGUCGUCAAAGUUUCAAGAAUUCCGAAAAAUAUCCAAGCAAAGAGAGGAAAUCCAAGCCAAGCAAGAAACGAGAGAAGCAAGAGCUAAAAAUGACAAUCCUCCACGAAAUAACAGAAACCGACACGAACCGACUAACCGACGAGACACAGACACCAGAACAAAAUCUGAAACGUCGAGGGGUUCAAAUAAAGAGAGCAAUAUAAGAAAUCGCCAAGAAAACAACAGAUCCAAUAAUCAAAAACAACAGAAGCCACGAGGCAAAGCAGAGGAUAGAAGAAAAGUCGAAAAAGAAAAGACACCUCCUCCUGCUGAGCGAAAAGAAGCUUCACCGGAAAUCAAGUCGCCAGAAAAGGCACUUGUGUCUACUCCACAGAAAACGGCCGAUUGGGGUGAUCUCAUGAACGAGGAAGACGAAGGGUUUAGCUUCGAACCACCAGGCGUUUCCAGGCGCGAUUCGUGGGCCACUCUUGAAAAUUCUAGCAGCAGGGACGCUGAUACGGCUCCAAGACCAUCAGGAAGCGCCAGACAACGGCCACAGAAAAUCAAAGAGGAAGAUGACUCUUCAUCAUCGAAACGCGCAAACGGCAUUUCAGUGAUAAGAAUAAAUCCGUCGCAAAUGUCCCGCGUGCGCAAAGAAUCGGAAAAAUACAACGCUUCAGACUCUGAUGGGUACUCCACGACCGGGAAUCCGGGAAGCGUUUAUGGCAAUCGUGCAAGAGCUCCGCCAAAUGGUGCCCGAAUGGUCAAAAGUCGACCGCGAGGUGGUGGCCGCGGCGGUUACGAUCCGGAUUACGACCGUAACAUCAACAGAUACAGGGGUCGAAACGACGACAACUUCCGAGAUCAGGACCGUGUCGUCGAAAUGGUCAACAACGAUACUCGCAGACGCACAAAAGAAAGCGACAUGAAGUACAACCUCGAAAACGCAAUUUGUAAUUUCAAGCAAGCAUAUGAGAGCGCUCGUUUCUUAAAAACCUCAAUUCCAGAAAAGAAACGCGCACUCGAUAUCUUCACACAACUUGUCACAUUCCAUCCCGUUUUUACUUUUUCGGAAAAAGUUUUUGAUCUGGUCUGGAAGGGAAUUUUUUACCGGGAAGUAGAGAUCUUUCGAAAAAAACUCGAAAACAGCAACGAUCAGGAGGAAACAUCGAGGACUACUGCUGAUUUCGUCGAAUGUCUUCUGAUGGGCGUGGACUUCUACGACGAUCUCGUCCGCAGCUGCGAGGAAAAAUUCCAAUUCAGCGUCAAGUACCACGAAAAUCACGGAAUCAAAGUCGCUCGGGCAAAGCAAGUGAAAGUGUGUCUAUAUUUGUGCCAACAGUUCUUCAUCCACAUGGGCGACCUAAGUCGAUACAUCGAACAGCUCGAUAGAAGCGCCCUUCCGCGUCUGUCACGCAAGAUGCCAAAUUCGCGUGAGUUCUACACGACGGCCAAAAACCUGGAUCCUAGGCAUGCGAAGCCCCAUUACCAGCUCGGCGUCCUUUCCACCGAGCAGCAGAGACAUUUUGAAGCGAUCAUUCAUUACAUUCGCGCCGCUUCUGUUGAUAAGGGAGGUGGCAGUGGCACUGCAAUGAGCCUCAAUAAAGAGUUCGAAAUGGCUCGCCGCGAAGCAGUGUCUUUCCUCGCCCGAAAGGAGCACCAAAAAGAACUAGCAAAAACACUGGACAAUCGAGAAAUCUGGUUCAUAAAGAGAAAACUGCCGAAUAUGUCGAAAGAGCAGCUGAAUAAGCGUUUUAAAUUGACGUUUCUCGCAGCUCUUGGUCGAAUAUUCACUGGGAUCGACGUCGCUAUGGUCAAAGACUUUCUGGAACAAGCGUACAGUGAUUUGGACUCGCUCAUUUCAAUGACAAAGAAUGGCGAAAGGCCAUACAUCCCCGCCGGUUUCCUCGUUGAAUUGUCGAUCGCCGCUGUCUUCGGAAUUCAGCAAAGUAUCGAAAGGAAGCAAAACGAGAAGGACGCGUUGAUGAUGUUCUUCGGUCUCUUGGCGCUGCUCUGUAGAAGACUCAAAAACAAACUCAAGAGCUUGAUGAAGACAUGUCCGGACGGGGACAUUUACAUCAUCGGGGACGGAAUGUGUCGACUACUCGCUUUUGACGAGAUUCAAAAUCGUACGACCCAUGUCUACCCGAAUCCGGGAAGAACGAUCAACGAGAUAAAACAGCGAGUUGAGCAGCUAUCAAUAACUACUGGUCCUACUGUACCCAUCUGCAUCUUGCACGUCGGUAGCGAGGAUUCAUCGACUGCUCAUCAGACAAAACCGGUUGAAGAGAUCGUCACGAACUUCCGCGAACUCGUUUCCGUCGUUAAGUCGACCUUUCCAAACGCUGCGAUUUACUUUUCUGAGAUUUUCCCUCGCUGGGAUCAGGACAGUUCCAGAUCAGAAAAGCUCAAUAAUGAGAUGUACAGAAUUGCGCCAGAGCUAGGCAUCAAAUUCCUUCGAAACAAAGAAAAUUUCAACAGGAAGGAAUUAUUCGUAUUCAAGGAGAAAGAACUGACGGUCUUGAGCGACAAGGGCAAGAAGCUAUUUAGUUCGGAGCUCACCAAGUGCAUCGAAAAAGAGCUGUCAAGCCACAACGAUUUCGGCCGAGCGCUUGAGAACGAUCAAGUGAGCGCACUUCUGCCAGCAAUGCGCAUUCUCACCGAGUACUUGGCCACUCAUCACCAACACUCAAUGUUCGCCAGCCAGAGGAUCCAAAAUCUGGAAAGUGUAGGCAGCUGUGGAGCGAUUUUCUCCGAGCUAGCGAAUUUGAUCUGCCACAAGGAACUCCCUGUUCACGUUUCUUCCACGACCAGGAGCAAUCACCAAGAUACAGUGAAUUGUAUCGAAACUGUCGAUUUACAGGGAUUCAAGCCGCUCAAAAACUCUGAAAUCGGAAGGGACUGGUUUGGUGCGAAGAGCAACCGACUUUUCGAAAAUACAGUUCGAAUGACAGUUAUCUCCAAAGCCUUGGACGCCCAUGCGAAGGAGGAAAAUCGAGCGUUCCGUGUUCACAGAGGCCAGUUUUUGCCAACAGAGACUGACAAGAAUAGCCCGAAUGCGACCGACGACCGCUAUUUGGUGAAAUACGUAGUGCCGGAUACUAACUGCUGGAUCGAAAAAUCAGAUAAACUGUCGAAAUUAUUCAAUCUCGAAGAUCUUCAUCUGGAAGUGCUCGUUUCGCUCUGCGUCAAAGCCGAGCUUGAAGGUCUGACAAAGUCAGAAAAGCCAAAAGUCGCGAAGCAAGCAGAAAAGUCCCUCGAUCUAAUUGAAUCCGAACGACUUCGUUCGCUUACUUCGAAGGGAGUCAUUCUUGCAGCUGGAAAAUCGUACGCGGAGCAGCAUCAAAACAAUAUCCGAAACGACGAUAUCAUCAAAAACUCAGUGAAACUUGCCAAGAACUCCGUUCUAUUAACAGACGAUAAAAACCUAAUGUUAAAAUCUCGUUCCGAAAAAGUGCCUGUAAUGAUGGUGCAUCAAUUCCUCGACUGGAGCAGCAACUGCUAG
Messenger RNA from Oikopleura dioica, 3996 nucleotides. The record is from the annotation of a GenBank genome assembly. NCBI's taxonomy places the organism in Eukaryota, Metazoa, Chordata, Appendicularia, Copelata, Oikopleuridae.